Messenger RNA from Paraglomus occultum, 1117 nucleotides. Lineage: Eukaryota; Fungi; Glomeromycota; Glomeromycetes; Paraglomerales; Paraglomeraceae. The record is from the annotation of a GenBank genome assembly.
UCGAGACGAUACAACCCCUCUAAGUCAAAAGCCUGAAUCUCUUGCGCCCACGGAAUGGAAAAAGGAUAGGGAGGCCUACCUUUUGCCACUGCUCAACUACAUUCGCCGUACUUCGAGUACGCUCGUUUUGAACUUCUUGUUCGACUGGACGCAAAUAAUUCGCCAUCCCGUGGGCUCAUUGACGGCUCUAGUGGCAUAUCCGUUAGCAUCUAGUAUUAUGGUCCUAGUUUCUGCGGGAUUUCAUGCGGCUAGUCACAUCGAUCCCGGACUUGUACGCCCAAAAAUGCUGGAUUACGACAGUAUCAAACAAGAACUUGUUGAUGCGGCCGGUGACUUUCUCCAAGACACGUUUGGACUCAAAUACGACGACUUCCUAAAGAUAACCCAUUACAACAACUACAAAGACCCCCGCUACAUGCGUCCUUCUUUCAACAUAGAUGUUGCCGAAUUGAUGUUGAUCCUCUCGGCUCUCAUGUACGAACGUGAAGAACCCGCUAAUGGAGUCUACCCUAGCGAGGACAUCCAAUUGGAGUACUAUACCGCUUAUAUUCGUAACCAAGCCCAAAAAUGGGGUUUACGAUUCAAAUCACUAUCCGAAUUGGGAACAAACGCGAGUCCAUUCUGUGGCGCGUUCUAUGAUCGGAAUAAGAAAUUUAUAGUUAUCGCGUUCAAGGGAACGACACCGACCGACUUUGCCGAGUGGGCUGUUGAUGCUACUUUUAUGCGGACCGAUGGCAAAACACAACUGUUUGGUGAAGUGCAUGAGGGAUUCUAUAGACUGCUAUUUGGAAACGAGAAGAAUGGGCGUUCAAAGAUGAUUGAGAGUUAUUCCUAUAGGAAUAUCUUGAAAAACUUGCUUGAUAUUAUAAAUGAUAUUCAGACCACCGAGGGAAGAGAAGCCAGCAUUAAUAUCUGGGUUACUGGGCAUUCAUUGGGAAGUGCUCUUGCAAGCCUGUUCUAUGCGAGGUUGAUGCGCAGUCCUGCUGAUCUGCCAGAUGACUGUAUUUUAAGAGACGCGUACGUCUUUGGGACGCCCUGCAUAGGCAAUGAAGACUUUGCCGCCAACUUUGCCUCGCUUUGUAACACACCAUCUAAUCGUUUUAAUACAUGCUGGCGC